Aspergillus alliaceus is the source of this 2253-nucleotide messenger RNA. Its product is annotated as PP2C family serine/threonine-protein phosphatase. The coding region runs from base 313 to 2013 and encodes 566 amino acids. Gene Ontology annotation, molecular function: protein serine/threonine phosphatase activity; cation binding. Gene Ontology annotation, biological process: protein dephosphorylation. The transcript has 2 exons. NCBI's taxonomy places the organism in Eukaryota, Fungi, Ascomycota, Eurotiomycetes, Eurotiales, Aspergillaceae. The record is from RefSeq and is a predicted model, not a curated record.
GAGUCUAUGAGAGAAUUCCCGGGGGAAUUUGGAGAGGUGUAGAGGCAAAACCCCAAUGAUAACAUGCCACACAUUGUUUUCAUUCAGUAGACUGGAUAUUUACUCCGUGGGGUAGCUUCAGCGUCGAUAAGAGAUAAGAAAAUAAAUCGUGAAUAAAUUGCUGUUGCAUUUCUCCGUCGCAAUUACGCUCGGGCCGCAAAAUCAUCAGUCCCCGCGUCUUUCCCGAUAAAGUCCUCUCACCUUGGAUUACCUUGUUUUAAGUAAAAUCGUGCCUCCUCCCCUCCUUUUCUGUUCGUCAAUGCCUCGAUCUUCAUGAAUCUGACUUCUGCGAGGCGGGCCACAGUCCUGGUCCGGACUCUGGCUGAUCGUCGCAUCUAUCUUGUUUUACCAAAGCGUUUCUACACGUCCAAUUCCCCGACCCCUUCGACCAACGGCACCCAGGCAGUAAAGAAGCCUGAAUUUCACGACUACUUUGUGACACACCUACCAUCCUCCUCUCUUCACCCAGAUCCCCGAGCACCAGUUAGAUCCUUUCAGAAUCUUCCUCGCUCCGCCUCUGUUCCUCACGUAGGGAAAUCAUCCCACCCUCCAGCUUCCUUCCAGCCGCUGGUCGACCGGGAGACGACUGUCGUCCGCAUCCCGCUUCGCAGUGCGAAGCAUCAUUUCGGCGCCUCUACUUCCCGAGGAACCCGUCCUGAGAAUGAAGACACAUAUCAAGCCGGCGUGAUUGACAUCCCCGCAUUUGCGAAACGCCCCCCUGCAUCCCUGACGAUCAAACGACCUGGUGCCAAGGGCUCCCCUGCACCCCGCGAGAACCAGGGAGCGGAGACCGCCAGCGGCGAUCCGCAGGUCUUCUAUUUCGGAGUAUUUGAUGGCCACGGGGGAACUGAAUGUAGCACGUUUCUACAAAAUACGCUUCAUGAAUACAUACAGGAUUCAGCAGCGGCGUUCGAGCUUCAGUCCAGUCUGGGGAAAAACCGGGAGGGCCAUUAUCUCAAGGACGCAGAGUCCUCACCUGGAAAUUUGCCUAUACUUCAGGAUGCUAAUCCGCAGAUAAUCGGGGAAUUGGAAAAGCAUCUAGUUCGAGAUUGGAGAACCUUGGUUGGGGGGUACUUCAAGAGGUUUGUGCCUCCUCACUUCUCACAUAUCGGGAAAGGUCCCCGCGGAGAGCCAAUGUUACUAUCCGAUCCACCCGAAGGAGUGACCAUCGAAGAGGUAUUAGAAUAUGCCUUUCUUCGUACCGACCUAGAAUUUGUGUCGGCACAAGCGGCAAAGCAAAGUGAUGAAUUGGAGAAUGUCGGUCACCCCGUAUACCAGGAUAAUAUCCUCUAUGGCCGUGAUCGUACUCCGUCUUUGCAUAUCGGGGGAGUGAGACGAUUCAAGGGUGGUAGCACGGCCAGCAUUGCGCUCAUAUCUACCCCGACGUCUACCCCUUUCUGGCAUCCGGCCAGCCCGUCUAGCCUGCUAGUGUCUCAUGUUGGUGACACGCGAAUACUAUUAUGCUCUACGGUGACAGGCGAGGCCAUCCCUCUCACCUCAGACCACCACCCGUCGUCCCCGAUUGAAGCGAAUCGAUUACGGAGAUUUGCCACUACUUUUGUGACCGACUCUUUUGGGGAAGAGCGCAUGAGCGGAUUGGCCAACACUCGAGCAUUUGGUGAUGUCCAAUCGAAACGGAUCGGCGUAUCGGCAGAGCCUGAACUUCGUAGAAUUGAGAUGGCUCCUGCAGAGUACUCGUUCUUGGUGCUUAUGUCCGAUGGCAUCAGUGGGACGCUCAAUGACCAAGAAGUAGUUGACAUCAUUAAGGAAGCCAGGACUCCCGAGCAAGGGUCUCGGGAUGUGGUUAGCUUUGCAACGGAAGUGACGAAGGAGGGAGACAAUGCCACCUGCCUCGUCGUCCGGCUUGGUGGUUGGGAGCGACGACUCGAGGGUGGGUUAGGAAGUCUGGGGACGAAGGAAUCCCGAGAAUGGCGCCGGCAAGAAGCGACUGAUCCGCGCCGAUCACGACGAUGAUCGUGAGUACUCAUUUCCAACUUGAGGUUAUGUAAAUAUUGUUCUUACUAUCACUACUUUUUACUUUGUGGGCUCUGGGCUUUCGGUCACACUGUACAUACACAUAUACCAAAUCUUCACAAUAAAUGGGAGUCACUUUGUACCAACGGAGAACUUGCAAAGUAAUGAAAUGUGGAGUGAGGACAUAAAGUUACCUCCGCCAAAAAAAAAAAAAAAAUUGAGACAGUUGCCUGGGACUAU